Molecule: messenger RNA, 1100 nt
Organism: Paramecium octaurelia
Lineage: Eukaryota; Ciliophora; Oligohymenophorea; Peniculida; Parameciidae
Source: the annotation of a GenBank genome assembly
AUGCCAUUAUAAAUACCUGUUAUUUUCACCCUUCAAUGUGUUAAAUAUAUGUAUUUUUGCUUAGAAAUAUGCACCUUUAGAAUUUUCCAAAUUUAAAUUAAAGAUAGUCCCAUGGAUUUCUGCAGAAUUAAUAGAGAUCCUAAAAUUGUUUAUACUCAAUUGGAUAAUGAUGAUUUGUAAUUAUAAAAGUUUUAGUUAAUUUACUUUAAUAUUUUCCACUCACUUAAAUUGUUAUUAAUCGAAAAUUUAAAACAACCGAUUUUUUUAUUCUUACAAAAGGAAGAAAGUUCAAUUUUAUGAUACUAUUUCUUAUAUUGGACAUUUCUCAUAGAUGAAAUUUACAAGAAAAAUCUGAUCCAUUCCUAGAUUUGAAAUUAUUAGCAUAAUUUAUAAUAAUGAAUUGUAUGAGUGAUGAAUGUUAGGAGAAAUUUCAGCAAAUUCUCCAACUAAAAGAUUUAUUUAGCAUUCGUGAAGUUCUACCAUAAAGAGUGCAAAAAUAAAAGAUGUUUGAUAUAAAAUUCCAAUUAAGGUAAAUUCGUCAUCAAAAAUUGAAGAGAUUAGAUUAAAUUAUAAAUAGCUCUAUUUAGUCCUAACCAACCUAAUAUCAAUAAGGAACAGAAAAAGAAAUAUCAAAAUAUUUUAAGAGUUUAUUUCUUGCUGAUUAAUAAAAUAUGUGUUUGGGUUGUGAUAAAUACAUUUUUGAAAAAAAAGUGUCAUUAUUAUGUUGGGAUAAACUUGAACACAGUUAUCAUUCAAGCUGUUUGGCAAAAAUGCUGAAAUAAUAGUUAGAAUCUAAAUGCAUUAAAUUUUAUUGUAUAUGUAAAAGUCAAAUUAAAAAUGGAUAAAUAAUAAGACAAAAGUAUUUUGAUUUAGAAGUUUAUGUCGAUAAAUUGAUGGAAAACUAAAUCCAAUAUCUCAAAAGUCGUCUAACUAAUAUAAAAACUUGUGCUAAUAAAAAUUGUAAUUUUUUUUGGCUAUUAAACGAUUCAGUUAAAAAAAGAAGUAAGUCAUAAUGUAAAUCUUACCCUAUUACUUAUUUUCCUUCGAAAACAUCCAGGAUUACUUAUCUCAACUUUUGUCCUCAUUGUAGAUUUUUAUGA